Molecule: messenger RNA, 615 nt
Organism: Folsomia candida
Lineage: Eukaryota; Metazoa; Arthropoda; Collembola; Entomobryomorpha; Isotomidae
Exons: 3
Coding region: 109-525 (138 amino acids)
Source: RefSeq, a predicted model, not a curated record
CGAUUUGCCCCAAUUGCGUAUAAAGCAGGCAGAAUUUCUGUCCAGCUGUACAUACUCUAACAUUUUCUUUCUUUCCAGUUUUAAACAUUUUACAAAAUUCAUUGAAAAAUGAGAUUCGGCAUUUUGAUAGCUCUCUCCUGCGUUGCCGUCGCCUCUGCCGGAGUCGUCAAUGUAACCCGUUGUGGUGGCGUGGGAACUCCUCUGCAAACCAGGGUAUCCGGCUGUGAAGGAUACUGCCAAGUACGACCUGGCCAAGUUUACGAAUUCCAACAAGACUUCAUGCCAAGCAGUCAGAUGAAUGGAGUCAAAUUAACGGUGGAGGUUUGCCUGAAUGACGGUUUCUGCAUGCUGAUAAUCAACGCGGACUUGAUCACCAUCGCGCCCCCAGGGCCCAUCUACACCGCCAAUUAUGCUCUCAUCCCUAAUGACAUCCUUUCCGGACAAACGGUACAACUGAGAGCAGGAUUCGCUCACUCAAUCUCGAAUCUUUUGGAGAUUUGCGUUUCUUGUGAAAAAAUCUUGUGAAAAAAUAAAUUAAACUUUUUUCUUUUUCCGAGAACCAUCAAAGAUUUGCUUAAAUACUGAUAAAUGGAAUAAACAAUUUCUGCUGAUAGA